GUCUUAUCUUCUAAAAGAAGAAAAACAAAAUAGUAUAUAUAUCGUUUACGUCUAGUUGUUAGUUUUUAUCGUCACUGAAGAUAUGGUGAAGAGCCUUAAAGUGGAUCCUCUUGCUAAGGUCACUACCUCCACCACUUCCAUGAAGAGCCAAUCAGAGCCUUAUUAUGAAACUCUGGAGACAUAUCAAGGCCUACCUUGUCCUUAUGGUGGCUACUAUGGAUUCUACUAUCCAGGCCUUGAUGGUUCACUUGGAGAAGCAAAGGAUAAUGGAUACUAUGGUUAUGGAACAGAAGUUCAGUACCCGGUUAUGCAAGGAGAAGAUGGAUCUUUAAUCUACAUGAUGCCAGGGUUUCAAUCUUAUGAUGUUAGUCCCACUUAUAUGCCUAUAAGCCCGGUUGGUGUAUCAAGCCAUGCACUUCAUUCACCUAUGUAUGCAGCUCAAGGCUAUUAUCAGAACCAAUACAGUUAUGGAGAUUUUUUAUCUCCUACUUAUGUAUGGGACCCUAUUGGAGACAAGUAUGUGUAUGGUGUUACUUCAAGUAACCAACCUUUGAAACAGAACAUAUCUUCUUCAAGUCAUAACCAUAGCAACUAUUAUUCAAAGAGCAAGACUUCCUUCACGGGUCAUGGCAUGGGAGAUAGGCCUAAGAAGUCUGGAGCUUCAAAUAGAGAUGAAACAGAGAAGGCGAAAGCAAGAAACAAAGAUAAUGUUCAUUGUAAUGAUGGAGAAUGUGAGUCCUGUGCAGCAGGUUCUAUGAUCAAAAGGGAUCAAUAUAACCUGCCUAGCUUUCAGACCAAGUAUGAAGAAGCAAUGUUCUUUGUGAUCAAAUCUUACAGCGAAGACGACGUUCACAAGAGCAUCAAGUACAAUGUUUGGUCUAGUACUUUCAAUGGGAACAAGAAGUUAGACAGUGCAUAUCAAGACUCUCAAAAGAAGAUUGAAGAGAACGGUGGAACGUGCCCGGUCUUCCUAUUCUUCUCGGUGAAUGCAAGUGGCCAGUUUUGUGGUGUAGCUGAGAUGAUAGGGAGAGUGGAUUAUGAGAAGAGCAUGGAGUUUUGGCAACAAGAUAAGUGGACUGGCUAUUUUCCGGUCAAGUGGCACAUAAUCAAAGAUGUUCCAAAUCCGCAGUUACGGCAUAUAAUACUAGAGUACAAUGAGAACAAGCCUGUAACAAAUAGCAGAGACACACAAGAGGUGAGGUUGCCACAAGGGAAUGAAGUGUUGGACAUCUUCAAGAACUAUGCAGCAAAGACAUCUAUAUUAGAUGAUUUUGAAUUUUAUGAAAACAGAGAGAAGGUUAUGAUACAGAAAAAGCUAAGGUCACAUCCGGUUCAGAUAAAGAAGAAAGAAGAAGAAGAAGAAGAAGAAUUGGUUGCUGACUUCAAAUCUUUGGAGAUAUCAAACACAGUCAAAGAGGGAAACACAGACUUAACAGGGAAUGUGAACUAACUAGAAGAAGCUGUUGUGUUUUGGUUUGGUUUGGAUUUUAUUACAAGUGAGUGGCUUCUUGUUCUAUUGUUUUGUUGUAUUGUGUUUUGCAAAUUUGUAAUCACUUGAUUUUUAUAGUGAAACUUAAGAACAAUAAAAAUGUUGAAAAAGGAUUAUUCAUGUAAAGUGAGCUCUUUACAAUCAUGUGUUGUAUCUUCAAGGUGCCUGCUAAUCGUUGAGCCGUCUUAGCUCAGUGGUAGAGCGCGUGACUUUUAAUCCCGUGGCCGUGGGUUCGAUCCCCACAGACGGCGAGUACUCUUGUUUUAAGAGACCCUCGUGUUCACUAUUUUCACUAUUGUUAGUUUGUUUUACCACUACUAUUCACCUUACAUGGCUCCCGCGUGAAUUUUGUUGUGUGAG
Eruca vesicaria subsp. sativa (arugula) is the source of this 1849-nucleotide messenger RNA. The record is from the annotation of a GenBank genome assembly. NCBI's taxonomy places the organism in Eukaryota, Viridiplantae, Streptophyta, Magnoliopsida, Brassicales, Brassicaceae.